This is a messenger RNA of Microdochium trichocladiopsis, 237 nucleotides long. RefSeq lists its product as uncharacterized. Bases 1 to 237 code for a protein of 78 amino acids. Gene Ontology annotation, biological process: chromosome segregation; mitotic cell cycle; kinetochore assembly. Lineage: Eukaryota; Fungi; Ascomycota; Sordariomycetes; Xylariales; Microdochiaceae. The record is from RefSeq and is a predicted model, not a curated record. Gene Ontology annotation, molecular function: protein heterodimerization activity. The transcript is spliced from 4 exons. Gene Ontology annotation, cellular component: nucleoplasm; kinetochore.
AUGGCGGCAGGACAGAAGCUGUACCCGCGGGCGACGGUCAAGAAAAUCGUCAAGGCGCACUCGAAAUGCAAUGUUAGCAAGAACGUGGAUGUCAUGAUCUUCUUGGACUAUGUUUUAUUCAUGCAGACGCUGGUCAAGGAGGCCGCGAUUGACUCGAAGCAGGCUGGCGAGCGAGGCAUCAGUGCCAAGAGCAUCCAGAAGGUUGCGCCUGAUGCCUUGAGCAAGUUCAAGGGAUGA